AUGUUAAAAUUACAUCGUUUUCUCUUACAUUUGUUAAUUUUUCUAAACUUCAAAAAUACAAUGGAAUCAAUAAUGGAUACAAAUAAAAAAGAAAAAGAAACUCAACUUUUUAUCAAAAAUAUUGGUGAUAAAAAAAAAUCAAUUAAUUCUCCAGCGGAAAAUUAUUUACCUCCUGAAUCAAGAAAUAUUCAAAUAAAAAAUACAGAAGAAGUGAUAAACAAAAAAUUUAUUAAAAACGUUAGUGAAAUUUAUGAAUCUGGACAUUUUGUCUCACUUUCCAAUAAAUGUUUAAAUCAUGGGACAAAAUUAAAACUUCUGAUAACAAUUUUAUCAGAUCCUUGGCAUUAUUUGGCAAGAAAAGCUAUUCGAGAAACGUGGGGAAUUUUUGGCAAGAGAAAAGAUGUGAUAAUAUUAUUUUUUUUAGGUGCAACAAGUGAUCCAUAUCUUGAAAUAAAACUUGCUCACGAGGAGAAAAUUUUUGACGACAUUAUACGUUGUAAUAUCUACGAUAGUUAUACGAAUUUAACAUUAAAAACAAUUUCCAUUCUCGAAUGGGUUGAUAAAUAUUGUUUUAACGCAAAUUACGUUUUAAAAACUGAUGACGAUGUUUUUCUAAAUAUGCCUCGACUUUUGACAUUUGUACGUGUUCGACUUAAAGUGAAUAAUGUAAUUUUUGGCAAAAUAUCACCGAACAAAAAACCACACAGAGACAAAGAAAAUAAAUAUUAUGUUCCAAUUAUACAAUAUAAAUUUUCCGAAUAUCCACCAUUUGUAACUGGUCCUGCUUAUUUAAUUUCUGGCAAUUCAAUACAUCGUCUACACAAAGAAUCCCUGAAUACGAUUUUUUUGAAAUUAGAAGACGUCUUUCUAACUGGAAUUGUUGCCGAAAAAUUAGGAAUAAAAAGAAUAGACAGACAGGAAUUUGUUAAUAAUCGAAUUUCCUUUAGCGUUUGUCAACUUCAAAGAAGCAUAAGUUUACACAGCAUCAAACCUAGUGAACAAUAUGAUCUAUGGGAACGUCUUUUUGAAUGUAAUCCCAAUUGUCCAUAUUUUUGUAUACAUAAAUCUUCUAAAGCAAUUUUAAUGAAAAAUAAUUUUAUUUUAUUGACAAUUGCUUUUUGCACAGCAUGGCUAAUAUAAUAAUCAAUUACAUUAUCAUGAUAAGACUUUUUUUGCACAAAAUAGUACAAUAAUUAUAUGUUUACAAAAAAAAGUUUUAAAUUUCAUUUUCAAAAAUUAAUA
Messenger RNA from Leptopilina boulardi, 1242 nucleotides. Its product is annotated as beta-1,3-galactosyltransferase 1-like. The coding region runs from base 1 to 1140 and encodes 379 amino acids. The transcript has a single exon. Lineage: Eukaryota; Metazoa; Arthropoda; Insecta; Hymenoptera; Figitidae. The record is from RefSeq and is a predicted model, not a curated record. Gene Ontology annotation, cellular component: membrane. Gene Ontology annotation, molecular function: hexosyltransferase activity.